Messenger RNA from Ixodes scapularis (black-legged tick), 1313 nucleotides. Its product is annotated as protein ANTAGONIST OF LIKE HETEROCHROMATIN PROTEIN 1-like. The transcript is spliced from 2 exons. Bases 41 to 1222 code for a protein of 393 amino acids. The record is from RefSeq and is a predicted model, not a curated record. NCBI's taxonomy places the organism in Eukaryota, Metazoa, Arthropoda, Arachnida, Ixodida, Ixodidae.
GUUCGCUUUGCUCCGGUCGCCGGUUCGUGAGUAUUCAAACAUGGCCGCCUCGAAGCGUAAGUUGAUCGGCAUGGCCCUGCUAAUCGAUGAAAGUCUAGACUGUGAUCACGCGCCCGCAAAACAACCGAGACCCUGGGCAAGAGAAUGGCUCUUGCGAAAGGAAAGGGCUAUUCAGAACACGCUACUGCCCGACCUUCGCCUAACUGAUCCCAAGGCGUACCGAGAGCUCUUGCGGAUGGAUGAGGGCACGUUCGAAGAGCUUCUGGGCCUCGUAAGGCCAUUAAUUCAAAAAGAAGAUACCAACAUGAGGGAGUCGAUCAAGCCCGACACCAGACUGGAACUCACAUUGAGAUUCUUAGCCACAGGAGAGAGCCAGAAAAGCCUGGCUUACCAGUUCAGACUUGGCCACGGUACCGUGCACGCAAUACUGUGGGAGACGUGCGCAGCAAUAUGCACCACCCUGGGCCACCUAGUCCACACACCUGCCACCGAGGAAGAGUGGUUGGCCAAGGCCGAAGACUUCAAGAUGAUCUGGCAGUUCCCCAAUUGCGUCGCUGCCAUUGAUGGCAAACAUGUCCAGAUCGUUAAACCUGCGAGGUCUGGUAGUCUCUACUACAAUUAUAAAAAGACAUUUAGUCUUGUGCUGUUCGCACUCACGGAUGCAAGAUACAACUUCAUCUACGUUGACGCCAGUUCUUAUGGCUCCGCAAGCGAUGGUGGAGUUUGGGCAAGGACUCCCCUGGGCAAACAGGUGGCUAGAGGCAAUGCACACCUGCCGAGAACAGUGGCUCUGCCGAACUCGCCGCUUCAGCUGCCGGCGGUGAUUGUAGGAGACGAUGCCUUUCCACUGGCUGAGCACCUUAUGAAGCCGCAUUCAAAAAGCAACCUAACGGACGAAGAGGCCACCUUCAAUGAACGCCUCUCAAGAUCUCGGAGGGUGGUAGAAAACAGCUUCGGCCAGCUGGCCAACAGGUUUCGUGUGUAUCAUACUACCAUCUACGCCGAGCCUGACCAUGUGAGAGACCUGAUCAAGGCGACGUGCAUUCUGCACAACCUCCUCAAGCGUGGUUCGAGCCCCCCACUGCCGGCCACUUCUGACAAACCGAAAACAACAAGCAAGUUGCUGCCUCUAGGGGCAUGUGGUGCCCGGUAUGGUGCAACUGCAGCAUUCAUCCGGAACGAGUUGACUAAUUAUUUUUCCACUGUAGGAGCUUUGCCAUAGAAUUCUGGGAGGUGAGGCCCAGAAGCAGACUAAAAUUGAAAAAAAAAGUUGUUUCUGUUACCCCAACUCUAGGAAAUAGAUUUGGUUUGGG